AAAAUACGACGUGCGAUAAUUCCGGUUGCCGUCGUCGUCACCAGUGCCCGCGUACGCAUUAUACUUUAACUCCUGUAUGUGUGUGUCCGUGUUCACUUCUUCAUUGCGACUCUAGGUGGUGUUCCGUUGUAUUCGUUUUCCACUCGUCCCUUCGCUUUUCCGUCUGCCGAAGAAUCGUCUCUACACAAACUCCGUGUACUCGUUCGCUGUUCAUCGGACACAAUCUCAACCAUGAAAACACCGUUGAAACUGGCGCUGUGCGCGCUGUUUUGCUUAUCCACCGCAGCCCUGGUUGUCAACGCAGAAAUUUACUUCGAAGAAAACUUCGCCGACAGUUCGUGGGAAGACGAAUGGACGUACUCGGAACACCCCGGAAAAGAGUUCGGUAAGUUCGUCCACAGCUCGGGCGCUUUCUUCAACGACGCCGAGGCUGACAAGGGUAUACAAACGUCACAGGACGCCCGGUUCUACGCACUGUCCAAGAAGUUCAUCCCGUUCAGCAAUGAAGGCAAAAAUCUCGUCAUCCAGUACACCGUCAAACACGAACAGAACAUUGAUUGUGGUGGUGGAUACGUCAAACUGUUCAACUGUGAUCUGGAACCUAAGAAAAUGCACGGUGAAACCCCUUAUGAGAUCAUGUUCGGACCGGACAUUUGUGGUCCAGGUACAAAGAAAGUGCAUGUUAUCUUUAGCUACAAUGGCAAGAAUCUGUUAAUCAAUAAAGAUAUCCGUUGUCGUGAUGAUGUCUAUACUCAUGUAUACACACUUAUUGUUAAGCCUGAUAAUACUUAUGAAGUCUUGAUCGAUAAUGAAAAGGUAGAAUCUGGUGAAUUAGAAGCCGACUGGGACUUCUUACCACCCAAGAAAAUCAAGGAUCCUGAAGCUAAGAAACCUGAAGAUUGGGAUGAAAGGGCAACUAUUGAUGACCCUAAUGAUGAGAAACCAGAAGAUUGGGAUAAACCAGAACAUAUUCCUGACCCAGCAGCCACCAAACCAGAAGAUUGGGACGAUGAAAUGGAUGGGGAAUGGGAACCAGCAAUGAUAGAUAACCCUGAUUUCAAAGGCGAAUGGAAACCAAAACAGAUUGAUAACCCUAAUUACAAGGGAGUAUGGGUACAUCCAGAAAUUGACAACCCAGAAUACAAACCUGAUGACAAAUUAUAUGCAAGGAAAGAAAUUUGCGCUAUUGGUUUUGACUUAUGGCAAGUGAAAUCUGGUACUAUUUUUAACAAUGUUUUGAUUACUGAUGAUAUUGAAGUUGCUAAAGAAAAAGCUGAUGCUAUCUGGAAGCCUAGAUUUGAAGGUGAAAAGAAAAUGAAGGAGGCUUUAGAUGAAGAAGAAAGAAAGAAGGAAGAACAAGAAGCUAAGAAAUCGGAGGAUGCUCAACCUGAAGAGGAAGAUGAAGAGGAUGACGAAGAACUUGUUAAAUCCGAUGAAGCCCAUGAUGAAUUAUAAAAAAAGACUGUAUUAUGUCAUUGUUUAAGUUGAUAUAUGAUUAUAAUUUUACUGUAUAA
This is a messenger RNA of Sipha flava (yellow sugarcane aphid), 1514 nucleotides long. RefSeq names its product calreticulin-like. Lineage: Eukaryota; Metazoa; Arthropoda; Insecta; Hemiptera; Aphididae. The transcript is spliced from 5 exons. Gene Ontology annotation, molecular function: calcium ion binding. Gene Ontology annotation, biological process: protein folding. The record is from RefSeq and is a predicted model, not a curated record. Gene Ontology annotation, cellular component: endoplasmic reticulum; endoplasmic reticulum membrane. The coding region runs from base 232 to 1455 and encodes 407 amino acids.